AUGACAGUCAAGAACACUAUCAACGGUAAUGGUACCAUAAGAGCUGCCAUCAUCGGUGGAGGACCCGGUGGCUUAGGAGCUGCCAUUGCCCUAGCCAGACUACCCUUUGUCGACUGGACUCUGUAUGAGAAGAAACCCGAAAUCAGUGAGACAGGCGGUGGUAUCAGUCUUCAACCACACACAUGGAAAAUGCUUGAAUACUACGGUGCAGCUAAAAACAUCAAGCCAGAAGAUUUGUUCAGAUCAUCUGAUGGGCUAAUCUUCAUCAGCAACGGACGAACUGGUGAGAUUAUUGAUCAUAGCUAUCAUCAUGAAGAUACACCAGCCCAUCGACGUAGUGGUCGACAGAGAAGAUUCAAGUUACAGCGUGCUCUUCUCGCAGAAGUGGACCAGACAAAGAUCAAGCUCUCCAAGAAGCUUAUCGACAUCGAGAAACUACCAAGUGGGAGAGUCCUCAUCCGCUUUGAAGAUGGACACUCAGACGAAGUCGAUCUACUAAUUGGUGCAGAUGGUAUAAGAUCUGUCGUCCGUUCAUUUACAUUUCCGUCACAUAAAAUCAAAUACAACGGCCAGUCUGCCUACCGCACUAUCAUAAGCAAGUCGGAAGUCAACGCUUUGGGGACUAUCCCUCAAGCAUCUACGUUCUGGCAAAACCUGGGAGGCAAAUAUGUCUUUACUAGUCCCCUCGGAGAAGACGACUUUGAAGUGACAGCACGCAUUUCACGGCCUUCGGAGGGCCAGGAGCACGGUAGUUGGGGUCGUCCCUUUGACUUUAGCACUCUCGCUCAUGAGUACGACGGUUUUUGCGAACCAGUUCGACAAGUCAUCCAAUUGGCAGCCAAGGGCGAAACACAGGAAUUUGCCCUUUUCUCUGGGCCACGGUUAGAGCGUGUUGUGGCUCUGGAUUCGAUAGCUCUGAUCGGAGAUGCGUCGCAUCCUUUAUCAGGAGCCUUUGGUGCUGGCGCAGGCUUUGCUCUGGAGGAUGUCUAUACAUUGACCAAAGCUCUGGAGUGGACAUGGGCUCGGGGUCAGGGAAUCAAGGUUGCGUUGGAGUUGUAUGAUGGAAUCAGAUCGCCCCAUUACAGCAAUCUGUAUGAUGUUCUGAAUUGGUACGGCGAUGUUACUAAGAGGAUUGCUGCAGAAGGAUUAUCGGUGGAUGAAGAAAUUGCAGCAAGAGUGAGGCGCACAAAGGGUAAGAAAUCGGACUGGAUGUAUCACUACGACAUUCAGACUGUUGUUGAUGAUGUUCUUGCCAAACUAGAGCAUCAGAGCUAG
Molecule: messenger RNA, 1275 nt
Organism: Fusarium sp. VM40
Lineage: Eukaryota; Fungi; Ascomycota; Sordariomycetes; Hypocreales; Nectriaceae
Source: the annotation of a GenBank genome assembly